This is a messenger RNA of Tetrahymena thermophila SB210, 3378 nucleotides long. Its product is annotated as toprim domain protein. The record is from RefSeq and is a predicted model, not a curated record. Gene Ontology annotation, biological process: DNA replication. Gene Ontology annotation, molecular function: ATP binding; 5'-3' DNA helicase activity; single-stranded DNA binding. The transcript has 3 exons. NCBI's taxonomy places the organism in Eukaryota, Ciliophora, Oligohymenophorea, Hymenostomatida, Tetrahymenidae.
AAUACCAAAGAAUCUAAAAAAAUAUCAAAUAUUUAUAGAUAUCUUUUGAUUUAACAAUUACAAGUAUUAAAAAAAGUUUUAGAAAUAUUAAAUAUAAGUAGACAAAGGUUAAUGCAAAAAGUGCUUAAACAGGGUCUUCUUGCUACAUGUAAGAAUACUCGCUCUAUCUAUAAAUAUGGCAUGAAAAACACCAUCAAAUCCUUAUGCUAAAAAAAUAUAAAUUAAAAAACUCAGCUAUAAAAUUAGUUUAUUUCAUUCAAAUAUUCUACAGAUCCUAACAAUAGCGGUAAUCAAAAGAGCUAAAAUGAUAAUAAUAAUUUUACUAGAAAUGACAAAGAUUAGAGCAAGAAUACACAAUAGCAGUAAAAUCCUCAAAGUGGAAGAUUUUUUUAUUCCCAUACAAAGAUGAGUAGUCAUUAUAUCCUGAAAGAGGAUGAAGUUUAUGAUUUAUUAAAUAAAUUUGACAUAUAAUAUAAAUAGUCUUUAAAUAACUCGUAAAUAUAAAUUGAAUGGUGUCCUUUUUGCUUAAAACCUCACAAUAAUGAUAUUUCAAAUGCAUAUACACUUGGAAUCAAAAAGUAGUCUGGAUAAUUCAAUUGUUUUAGAUGUGGUAUUCAUGGUUCUUGGUGGGAUUUUAAGAAUCUUCUUUAUAAAAAUAUAUCUAUAAAUGAUUUUAGAAAUUACAGUUAAAAUUAUUAAUAGUAAUAAGAAGAGCGUAUGGAUGAUUCAGAAUAUUAUCUCUAUCAUAAUUAAUUGUUCGAUAAGGAAGUGUAUAAAGAAGAGCUAAAUUAUAUAUGUGGAAAAGAAAACUCGACUUAAAGACAUAUUAAUUUUGAAACAUUAGUCAAAUACAAAAUAGGAAUAGGCAAAGAGGAUUUUAUAAAUAAAGAAGGAGAUGUUAUUAAAGUACCUGUUGUAUACUUUCCUAUGUUUAAAUUUGAAAAAGUUGAAGCUGAAUCCAGUGACGAAGACAAGGCCAGAGAUGUCUUUUAAGAUGAAACAAAUGGUAACUCACAGAGAAUAACUAUUAGUACAAAUUCAUGUAAGUUAAUUAAAUGUAAAAUUAGAGGAAUAGGAUCUGAAAAUAAAAAAUACAUGAGAGUAAAACCAUCUGGAUCAAAGAGCGGUAUAUUUGGUUUGAAUACAGUACCAUAAAAUGCUAAAGAAUUAGUUAUUACUGAAGGAGAAUAUGAUGCUAUGGCGGUUAAUUAGGCAACUGGCUUACCUGCUGUUUCUUUGCCUAAUGGUGCCUCGAAUCUCCCUCUUGAAGUUAUUGAAUGUUUAGAAAAAAUUGAAAAAAUUUAUUUGUGGUUGGAUAAUGAUGAAGUAGGUAGAAACAAUAGAUAAAAAUUAGCAGAAAAGUUAGGAGUUCACAGGACCUAUAUUGUGAAUACAUUAGGAGAAAAAGAUGCAAAUGAUAUUUUACGUUAAGAUCCUUCUAGAAUUAUUAAAUAUAUUUAAGAAUCAGCCACUAUUCCAGAUUAAAAUAUUCUUAUGUUUAGUGACUUGAAGGAUUUAGUUCUACAUAGACUGCUUAAAUUUGAGCAUAGUUAAGGAUAUCGUUCAAGAAGAUUUGAGUUCUUCAACGAAACAAUUAAGGGAUUAAGAAGAGGUGAAAUGACUGUUUUGACUGGUCCUACUGGUUCUGGUAAAACAACCUUUUUAUCUCAGCUUUCAUUAGAUUUUUGUACUCAAUAAGUCCCAACACUCUGGGGUUCUUUUGAAAUCAAAAAUGAAGUAUUAGCUACCAACAUGAUUAUGCAAAUGAGUGGGUAAGAUUUAUUCAAAAACCAUAAUAAAUUUCCUUAUUGGGCUUAGAGAUUUGAUAUGAUACCUAUGUACUUCAUGAACUUUUAUGGUUCUACAAAUUUAGAUUAAAUUAUCUCUACUAUUGAGUAUUCGAUUUACAAAUACGACAUAUAACAUGUUGUUAUUGAUAAUCUAUAGUUCUUGUUGGGUACAUAAGCUAAAGGUUUUUCUAAAUUUGAUUUGUAAGAAAGGGCAAUUGAAGCAUUUAGAUAAUUAGCCACUAAGAAAGACAUACAUUUAACCCUUGUUAUCCAUCCAAAAAAAGUAGAUGAAAAUGAAGAUUUGAAUAUCUCUUCAGUCUUCGGUUCUGCAAAGGCAACUUAAGAAGCUGAUAAUGUUAUUAUAAUGCAAAAUAGAGAUAAAUAUAGAGUUAUUGAUAUCAAAAAAAAUCGUUUUAAUGGUGACAUUGGCAAGAAGGCUAUUAUUUUUGAUAAAUCUAAUAAAAAUUUCUACGAAAUGAGUUUAGGAGAAGUAUCAGAAAUACUUUCUAGCAAAAAAACUAUUUCUGAUAUAGUUAAAUUCAAGAGAGAAAAAAUUUUGGAAAAAAUUGAGGAAGAGGACUAAGUUAAUCCAGUGGUAGAUAUCAAAAGAAAUAAAAGUGGAAAUCCUAAUAAUAAUAAAAAUAAUGAUGGCGAUGAUAAUGGUGGAAGCAAUACUCCUCCAUCUUCAAGUAGUAAUCCUCCUUCUUCAAACACUCCUCCAUCUUCAGGCACUCCUCCACCUCCUUCCUCUUCAAGCGCUUCAGCAGCUUCAAGUAAUCAAAUUGAAGAUGUCUAAAAUGCUGAUAAAUAAAGUUUAUUCUCUGCUUAAAAAUAACAAUCUUAAUUGUGGGAAUAAAAUAAUUAAAAAUAAGAUAAAAAAAGUGAAGAUAAAAGUAAAAUUUAAAAGAGUAAAAAAUAAAAUGAAAAUAUAGAAAUUAUUGAUAAAGAAGACACUAUCUUAAAUGUAAUGGAUACCCAAGCUUAAUAAGAAUCUAUAGAUUAAUAAAAAGAUGAAGUAUAGUUAAACUUGGAAGAAAGUUUAGAAUAAAUAGAAAUAAUACAUAAAAAUAAUGAAGCAGUUGAUUAGAUAGAAUCUAAUCUAUCAUUGAAUUAUAAUUAUGAAGAUGAAAUGUAAGAAGCUAUAAACGAAGAGUUAAUUGAAUAAGAAAUAUAAGGCUAGAAACAAUAAUAAUAAAUUAAAUAAAAAAAUAAAAAUAUUUACAAAAAAGAAGAAUAUGACACUGACUCCCUUGAGCCAAUGAAUUUCGAUCUUUAUCAAUAAGAAAAAGAGGUUAAAACAACAGUUAAUUUUUUCAAGAACUAUUCUCCAGUCCCUCCUGAAGAAAGAGAAGAUUUAAUAAAUGGAUCAUUUAAAAAGAGCAACCCUUAUAAUAAAUAUACAAACGAAAAUAAAGUAUUCUAGUUCACAGAAGAAUUUAUGGAAUAAAUAUUUUCUGAAAAAUAUGAAGCUAAUUCUGAUAUUUCUAAUAAGAUUCUGUCAAAAUAGCAUAAAAGUGAAGAUGAUUUAUCAAGCCAAAUUAUAGAAAAAAAAUUUUAAGAAAAAAGGAAUAAAUAAAACAAAAUUUGA